AUGAAAUAUUUUGAGGAACAAGUUCAAGCUGGUGAAUGGGAUGAGGUUGAGAAAUAUCUAUGUGGGUUUACAAAGGUUACAGACAAUCGUUACUCAAUGAAGAUAUUCUUUGAAAUAAGGAAACAAAAGUACCUUGAAGCUCUUGAUAGGAAUGACAGAGCAAAAGCUGUUGAAAUUCUUGUAAAAGAAUUGAAGGUCUUUUCCACUUCUAAUGAAGAGGUCUUCAAAGAGAUCACACAGCUACUAACUCUUGACAAUUUUAGGCAAAAUGAGCAGCUUUCAAAGUAUGGGGACACCAAAUCAGCACGAAGCAUUAUGUUGGUUGAACUGAAAAUCCUUAUAGAAGCAAACCCUUUGUUUAGGGAGAAGCUAACUCUUCCUAUAUUUAAAGCUUCACAACUGCCGACAUUGAUAAAUCAAAGGUUGGAACAAGAAUCUGCUUUUUUCUUCAAUAUGAAAUAUUUUGAGGAACAAGUUGAAGCUGGUGAAUGGGAUGAGGUUGAGAAAUAUCUAUGUGGGUUUACAAAGGUUGAUGACAAUCGUUACUCAAUGAAGAUAGUCUUUGAAAUAAGGAAACAAAAGUACCUCGAAGCUCUUGAUAGGAAUGACAGAGCAAAAGCUGUUGAAAUUCUUUUAAAAGAUUUGAAGGUCUUUUCGACUUUUAAUGAAGAGCUCUACAAAGAGAUGACCCAGCUACUAACUCUUGACAAUUUUAGGCAUAAUGAACAGCUUUUAGAGUAUGGGGACACCAAAUCAGAACGGCGCAUUAUGUUGGUUGAACUGAAAAAGCUUAUAGAAGCAAACCCUUUGCUUAGCGAGAAGCUAACUCUUCCUGUAUUUAAAGCUUCACAACUGCCGACAUUGAUAAAUCAAAGCAGCUAUAGCAGGGCAUAUCCGGCAGUGAUUGCAUCACAUCCAUCGGAUCCAAACCAAUUUGCUCUUGGAAUGAGCGAUGGUUCUGUCCACGUCAUCGAGCCAGCCGAUGCUGAUCCAAAGUGGGGUGGAUCAACGUCUCAGGAUAAUAAUGCGGCUUUACCUUUACCAUUACCAUCUUCUAAUCCUUCAAAUUCUGCUUUGAAUAGUCAACCAUUAGAUAAGCAAGGUACAUAA
Messenger RNA from Lactuca virosa, 1110 nucleotides. The record is from the annotation of a GenBank genome assembly. Lineage: Eukaryota; Viridiplantae; Streptophyta; Magnoliopsida; Asterales; Asteraceae.